Molecule: messenger RNA, 993 nt
Organism: Oncorhynchus keta (chum salmon)
Lineage: Eukaryota; Metazoa; Chordata; Actinopteri; Salmoniformes; Salmonidae
Product: mucin-1-like
Exons: 2
Coding region: 1-993 (330 amino acids)
Source: RefSeq, a predicted model, not a curated record
AUGCGGGGGCACCGUGGUCAAGCCCCAGCCCCUGCUCUAACCCCAGCCCCUGCUCUAACCCCAGCCCCUGCUCUAACCCCAGCCCCUGCUCUAACCCCAGCCCCUGCUCUAACCCCAGCCCCUGUUCUAACCCCAGCCCCUGUUCUAACCCAAGCCCCUGAUCUAAUCCCAGCCCCUGCUCUAACCCCAGCCCCUGCUCUAACCCCAGCCCCUGCUCUAACCCCAGCCCCUGUUCUAACCCAAGCCCCUGAUCUAACCCAAGCCCCUGCUCUAACCCCAGCCCCUGAUCUAACCCCAGCCCCUGCUCUAACCCCAGCCCCUGCUCUAACCCCAGUACCUGCCCCUGCUCUAACCCCAGCCCCUGCUCUAAUCCCAGCCCCUGUUCUAACCCCAGCCCCUGAUCUAACCCCAGCCCCUGCUCUAACCCCAGCCCCUGCUCUAACCCCAGCCCCUGCUCUAACCCCAGCCCCUGCUCUAACCCCAGCCCCUGCUCUAACCCCAGCCCCUGUUCUAACCCAAGCCCCUGAUCUAAUCCCAGCCCCUGCUCUAACCCCAGCCCCUGCUCUAACCCCAGCCCCUGCUCUAACCCCAGCCCCUGCUCUAACCCCAGCCCCUGUUCUAACCCAAGCCCCUGCUCUAACCCCAGCCCCUGCUCUAACCCCAGCCCCUGCUCUAACCCCAGCCCCUGCUCUAACCCCAGUACCUGCCCCUGCUCUAACCCCAGCCCCUGCUCUAAUCCCAGCCCCUGUUCUAACCCCAGCCCCUGAUCUAACCCCAGCCCCUGCUCUAACCCCAGCCCCUGCUCUAACCCCAGCCCCUGCUCUAACCCCAGCCCCUGCUCUAAUCCCAGCCCCUGCUCUAACCCCAGCCCCUGCUCUAACCCCAGCCCCUGUUCUAACCCCAGCCCCUGCUCUAACCCCAGCACCUGCUCUAACCCCAGCCCCUGCUCUAACCCCAGCCCCUGCUCAAACCCAGCUCUAUUCUCUGGCCUGA